Striga hermonthica is the source of this 444-nucleotide messenger RNA. NCBI's taxonomy places the organism in Eukaryota, Viridiplantae, Streptophyta, Magnoliopsida, Lamiales, Orobanchaceae. The record is from the annotation of a GenBank genome assembly.
AUGGGGAAAACAGUUGGGUUGUAUUUCUCCGCAUCAUGGUGCAGGCCAUGCCAGGGGUUCACCCCAAAUUUAGUCGAGGCCUACAAUGAACUCAAACAAGUUGACAAAUUUGAGGUCAUCUUCAUAUCUGCCGACCAAGUUGACGAGUCGUUUAACUCUUAUUUCUCUAAAAUGCUCUGGCUUGCAGUCCCUUUUUCUGAUACAAAGACACGCGAAAAACUGGACAAGACGUUUAGUGUCGAUGGGAUACCUCAUCUCGUGUUUUUGGAUUACAGUGGGAAAUUAUUGUCCGAGGAAGGCGUACGAAUAAUUCAAGAAUACGGUUUGGAAGGGUACCCUUUUAACUCCGAAAAGAUCGAGCAGCCCAAGUUACAAGACUUUGAAGCUAGGAAGAACCAACCGCUUAAGUCAUUGCUUGCAUACGGGUCGAGAGACUGUGAUUAA